AAACGUUACACACUCGAAAAACAUUAAAAAUCAAUACCAUAACAUUGUUUCCACAUUCUUCUGCCGUUUUUCCUUUUCUUUUCAACAAGACAUCACCUUUUCAACAACAUUUGGUCUCUUGGUCCUUCUCUUCUUGUGAUUUGAUCAAGAUGAAUGACUUACUCACGAGUUCGUUUAUUGGUGAUUCCAAAGGCCACCAUCCUAUCGAUGGUGAUAUUGAAAUGGGGAUACGGGGUUCAAGGAGCAACCCUGAUAUGGGAAUGGAAGCUUUCAAUAAGAAGAUACAAGAGGUUGGGAAGCAGCUUGAUAAGAUUAAUGGGCUGCUAAAGAAUCUGAAGGAAGCUAAUGAAGAUUCAAAAUCUGUAACAAAAGCAUCUGCAAUGAAAGCUAUCAAGAAGCGGAUGGAAAAAGAUGUUGAUGAAGUGGGUAAAAUUGCACGUAAUGUCAAAGAAAGAAUAGUAGCAAUAAACAAAGAUAACUUAGACAGUCGACAGAAACCUGGAUGUGAAAAGGGAACUGGUGUUGACAGAGCAAGGAUGAAUGUUACAAAUGCCAUAACCAAGAGGUUCAGGGAUCUAAUGACAGAGUUCCAGACCCUAAGACAAAAGAUUCAAGAUGAAUAUCGUGAGCUUGUGGAGAGAAGGGUUAUUACAGUCACGGGAACCAGACCAGACGAAAAGACAAUUGACCACCUGAUCGAAACUGGAAACAGUGAGCAAAUCUUUCAGAAGGCAAUUCAAGAACAGGGCCGAGGGGAGGUGCUAAACACCUUGGAAGAAAUCCAGGAGAGACACGAUGCGGUAAAAGAAAUUGAGAAAAAGCUUCUAGAGCUGAAAGAGAUUUUUGGUGAUUUGGCUGUUCUAGUCGAUGCUCAAGGAGAGAUCCUAGAUAACAUCGAAAGUCAGGUGACAAAUGCAGUGGACCAUGUUCAUAAUGGUACAGAUGCUCUUAGAACUGCAAAGAACUUGCAAAAGAAGUCAAGGAAAUGCAUGAUGAUUGCCAUUAUUUUGGUCUUGAUCAUUGCAAUUAUCAUAGUCCUUUCUAUUUUGAAACCUUGGAAGAAGAAUUAAUCCACACAGGGAAAGUACGUUGACUGAUCUUUUACAGUGUGCAUGCGGUAGCUUUGUUUAUAUAUUGUUCUAGUUCUCCCUUGACUUAUUUAUCAGAUAUAGCACAGAAAAUCUGUCACACGGCCAGAUCAGUGCAUUCUGAUUUUGGAAUAAAGAAUAAUUAAUCCAAGAUUCCAUGUUGUACAACUUGGCAAACUUGGAAUGGUGAUGUUUUUCGAUUCAAAUGAUAGCAUUGGUUUCAGGAAAACUUGUGCAACAAUAGCGAA
This is a messenger RNA of Populus nigra (black poplar), 1336 nucleotides long. RefSeq names its product syntaxin-132-like. Bases 150 to 1070 code for a protein of 306 amino acids. Gene Ontology annotation, biological process: vesicle fusion; intracellular protein transport; exocytosis. Gene Ontology annotation, molecular function: SNAP receptor activity; SNARE binding. Lineage: Eukaryota; Viridiplantae; Streptophyta; Magnoliopsida; Malpighiales; Salicaceae. Gene Ontology annotation, cellular component: endomembrane system; plasma membrane; SNARE complex. The transcript is spliced from 13 exons. The record is from RefSeq and is a predicted model, not a curated record.